Messenger RNA from Triplophysa rosa, 7627 nucleotides. It is a transcript of the gene fmnl3, whose product is annotated as formin-like 3. The record is from RefSeq and is a predicted model, not a curated record. Gene Ontology annotation, biological process: regulation of cell shape; cell migration; cortical actin cytoskeleton organization. Gene Ontology annotation, molecular function: small GTPase binding; actin filament binding. The transcript has 27 exons. NCBI's taxonomy places the organism in Eukaryota, Metazoa, Chordata, Actinopteri, Cypriniformes, Nemacheilidae. The coding region runs from base 437 to 3595 and encodes 1052 amino acids. Gene Ontology annotation, cellular component: cytosol.
GUACUCUGGAUGGAGCAAAAUAAUUGACCGGAGAGGAUAAACAAUCAGAAACUCCUUACAAAGAGCAGAAACUCAACGGAGUUACAACAAUUAAAAAGAGGACUGGCUGCUUGACAUGGAUUGUUCGGACAUCUGCAAUACAAUACUUUUCAGGAGUAAAACAAAUUGAUACUUUGUGGCAUUUCUGUCUAGUUGCGUGAUUUAUCUACUUUUAUAAAUCAAAUUUUUCUAUGAGAUUCAGAUCUAUUCGGAUUCAGAUCUGAAACGGAUCACGUAAUGCUUUUUGUUUGACUUUUUAACAAAACACAACAAUAUUGGAAUGUGAUCGCACGUAUUGGAUAUACAUUGGAUUUAUAAAGGGCACUGGGCGCCGAAAGCGCAUACAUUACACAGAGCAUCUCAAUUCUGCAUCUGGACAGCAUCAUAAACUUUAAAUAUGGGGAAUAUUGAGAGUGUGGACGGGCAAUCUGAGCUGAAGCAUCAUAUAAUGCCUCUGAAAGUUCCCAUGCCCGACUCAACGGAACUUGAAGAAAGGUUUGCCAUAGUUUUGAACUCUAUGAACCUGCCCCCAGACAAAGCACGUCUCCUACGGCAGUACGAUAAUGAGAAGAAAUGGGACCUAAUCUGUGACCAGGAGCGUUUCCAGGUGAAGAAUCCUCCCCAUACAUACAUCCAGAAACUACGUGGAUAUUUAGACCCAAAAGUCACACGCAAGAAAUUCCGCAGGAGGGUUCAAGAAUCCACCAAAGUCCUGCGGGAGCUGGAAAUAUCCCUGAGAACCAAUCACAUUGGGUGGGUUCGUGAAUUCCUCAAUGAUGACAACAGAGGGCUGGACAUUCUGGUGGAGUAUCUCUCCUUCGCCCAGUGUGCUGUCAUGUUGGAUUUUGAGGCGCUGGAGAUUGCCGAUGACUGUUUGCUGGACAAAACUAAGUCCUGGAGCAGGUCCAUCGAGGAUCUGCACCAGAACGGCUGCAAUACGCUGGUGCGCACUGCGCGGCAAUCCGUCCUCCGGUAUGGCUCAGUAUCCAACAGCAAAACCGUCAAGAACUCCAGAUUAGUCAGUCAAAAGGAUGAUGUGCACGUGUGCAUUAUGUGUCUUAGGGCAAUCAUGAAUUAUCAGUACGGCUUCAAUCUUGUCAUGUCUCACGCACAUGCUGUCAAUGAGAUUGCCCUGAGUUUAAACAACAAGAACCCUAGAACAAAGGCGCUGGUCCUGGAACUGCUGGCUGCUGUGUGUUUGGUGCGAGGAGGCCAUGAAAUCAUCCUUUCGGCGUUUGAUAACUUCAAAGAGGUGUGUAAGGAGAAACAUCGGUUUGAGAAGCUGAUGGAGUACUUUCGUAGUGAAGAUGGAAACAUCGACUUCAUGGUUGCCUGUAUGCAGUUCAUCAACAUAGUGGUCCAUUCGGUGGAGGACAUGAACUUCCGUGUACAUCUGCAGUUUGAGUUCACGAAGCUGGGCCUCGAUGACUUCCUAGAGAAAUCUAAGCACACAGAGAGUGAUAAGCUAUCGGUGCAAAUUCAGGCAUACCUGGACAAUGUGUUUGAUGUUGGAGGACUGCUAGAGGACGCUGAAACAAAGAAUGUGGCACUGGAGAAGGUGGAAGAGCUGGAGGAACAUUUGUCACAUGUGACAGAGAAGCUUCUAGAUGUUGAAAAUGAGACCAUGAUGAAGGUAGCAGACCUUGAGAAACAACUAUUACACAAAGACAAGGAGUUAACUACUUUAAAGGAGACGAAUGAUUCGGCCAACACACAGGUGCACACGCUGAGACGGAUGAUCCAGGAGAAAGAUGCUGCUUUCCAGAGGCACAACAACAUUGAGAAGCGUUUGCUGGAGUUGGAGCAGCAGGGUACCAUCCGUCUGCGCAAACAGCCUGAUGGAGACAUUGCCAUUGAGCCUCUGGGUGGUGGUGGAGUGGCUGGUGGGUCUGUGCCUGGAGCUCCUCUGGGAGACCUGGGCUCAUUUUCUGCAGGCGUGACUAGGAUCGGAGGACUAGGCAUCAAUUCUUUUGCUGAUGUAGAAGCUGCUGCUCCGCCUCCUCCCCCGCCUCCGCCACCACCUCCACCUGCCCCGCCCCUCCCCUCAGAAGUGGAGUUUAUUCAUAUUCCUCCUCCUCCACCGCCACCUCUACCUCUGUCUGGAUCAUCACCAUCAGUUAUCAUUAGCUUAGGCUUAUCAGCCAUUCGCAUUAAAAAAGCCAUAAAAACCAAAUUCCGCCUUCCUGUCUUCAACUGGACUGCGCUGAAACCCAACCAGAUCAACGGCACCGUCUUAAACGAGAUCGAUGAUGAGCGCGUGCUUGAGGAGCUGGAUCUAGAGAAGUUUGAGGAGCUGUUCAAGACGAAAGCUCAAGGUCCCGUGGUGGAUGUGUUGACUUCAAAGAGCAAAGUGUCUCAGAAGGUCAUGAACAAAGUACAGCUGCUGGAUUCCAACCGCUCGAAGAACCUGGCCAUCACUCUACGCAAGGCAAACAAGACCACGGAGGAAAUCUGCAAAUCCAUUCAAACGUUUGAUUUGAAGGCUCUGCCGGUGGAUUUUGUGGAAUGUCUCAUGCGGUUUCUACCCACUGAGGCCGAGAGCAAACUCAUGCGUCAGUAUGAGCGGGAGAGAAGACCUCUAGAUCAGCUGGCUGAGGAGGACCGCUUCAUGCUGCUCUUCAGCAAGAUUGAACGUCUCACUCAGAGAAUGAGCAUCAUCACAUUUGUGGGAAACUUCAGCGAUAAUGUCAACAUGCUGACACCGCAACUCAACGCCAUCAUUGCGGCAUCAGCUUCCGUGAAGUCCUCUCCAAAAUUAAAGAAGAUCCUUGAAAUCAUUCUUGCUUUGGGAAACUACAUGAACAGUAGUAAGAGAGGCUCUGUGUAUGGCUUCAAACUGCAGAGUUUGGAUCUGCUGCUAGAUACAAAAUCUACAGACCGGAAGAUGACAUUACUGCACUACAUUGCUCUGGUUGUAAAAGAGAAAUAUCCAGAACUGGCCACUUUCUACAAUGAGCUGCACUUUGUGGAUAAAGCCGCGGCAGUGUCUCUGGAGAACGUUUUGUUGGAUGUUAAGGAGCUCGGUAAGGGCAUGGAGCUGGUCAGGAGGGAGAGCAGUCAACACGAUCAUCCCAUUCUCAAAGGCUUCCUGCAGACCAGCGAUACCCAGCUGGACAAACUGCAGAAAGAUGCCAAGACUGCCGAGGAGGCCUUCAACAAUGUGGUGCUUUAUUUUGGAGAGAGUCCAAAGACAACGCCGCCCUCCGUGUUAUUUCCAGUGUUUGUCAGGUUCAUCAAAGCUUACAAGGAGGCUGUGGAUGAAAAUGAACAGAGGAAGAAGCAGGAAGCGGCCAUGAGAGAGAAACUACUAGCGCAGGAAGCCAAACAGCAUGACCCUAAGGUCCAGGCUCAGAAGAAGAGGCAAGGGCAGCAGGAACUGAUCGCAGAGCUCAGACGAAGACAAGCCAAAGACCACCGGCCUGUGUAUGAGGGAAAAGACGGCACCAUUGAAGACAUCAUCACAGUGCUGAAGAGUGUGCCCUUCACUGCCCGCACGGCCAAACGGGGCUCUCGCUUCUUCUGCGAUACCAACCUCUUCGAUGAGUCCAUCUGCUAGCCCCCAAACCCCCCAAAAACCCUAAUGCCGCAGAUCUCCGAAGCCAGCCCUUCCUGCGAGCUGACGCGGUGAUCCGGAAUGGGUGGAAGCGACCCUAAAGACCCCUCACUCACUCACCCACCCACUGCUACCCUCUCCCGCUUUCUUCUGAAUGGCAUCUUCCUGCAAUUCACAGUGACUGAGGGAAGUGCAGGACCAAUCCAAUGUCUUUCAUUUGUAGGGGUGGGGAAGUUGUUAUUUAUUUAUGGAAAUCCUUUUUGGAUUCUGCACUGGAGGCUCUCAACAAAGCCAUAAAAGCACAGACGUUAAACGGCUGCCACCCUGUUCUCGUGAACGCAAAUCCUGAGGAGCGUCAGUGUAAACAUGCGUGUUCGCACAGGAAAAAGUGGUUCCCUGUGUUCAAUGUGUCGUGUUGCAAAGAAAAGACACCGGCAGCCCUCGCGGACCAUGAAGAGCCUGCCAACGGGAUCUCACGCCCAUUAACAUGGAUUUCCUUAUAUUGUGCAAUCUAAGCAUGACUUUCUGACAGUGGGGUAGAGCGGACGUCCUCUCCUGACCCUGUUUGUACAGUUCUUUAUAAACUAUGAAAUCAAAAUAUUUGUUAAUCCUAUUUUACCUGCAGCAGGUUAGUCUGUCUCCAGUAUGUUAACCUAGAUCAGUACUAUGGUUACAAAGAUGUGCCUUUCUGUUGAGUCAGUAUUAUUUCUUAUAGCCUAUAUUGAUGUAUCUAAGUUUAUACUUUUUUUGUUAAUCAUUUUGUUGUAACAUUUUGAUACUUAAUGUAUAUAUAAUGUGCAUUGCAGCUUUAAUGAAAGGGCCUGAAUGAGCGCUCGGUUUGACUGACCAUGUGCCUUGUGUUGAUAGUUCCUCUGUCCUCAUCCAGACUUUAAAGGCCUCAUGACAUCAUAACUAGAGUUUUGUCAUUGAUGUCUAUACGCUAAUGUAGAGUACUCCUGAGAUGAGACGGAAUUAACUUAUAUAGCAACUAUAUGCAUUGAAGUAUUUAUCUUCCAGGAAAACAACUAAAAAUGACUCGCCCGACAUUUUAUGUAAUUGUCCAAUCAGAUGCUCUUAAGAAUGACAGCGUCCUCCCCUUUAUCUGAUUUAGUUAAAGGCGGGGUAACCGAUUUCCGAAUUACGCUUUAGACAACUGAGUCGGGCCGAGUACCAAAACAACCUUGUAGCCAAUCAGCAGUAAGGUGAACAGUGCACAGGACGGACAUUAGCUGAUCCGAGCGCUGACGAAAGCGAAAGAUCGGGGUAGGGGUGUGUUUGUUUUGGUGAUUUGAACAUCAAUAACGGCUAAGAGAAAUCGGACACCCCGCCUUUAAAAGUAGCAAUUCAUUGUUCACCAUCAAAAAUAGAAGGAACACUUUGAUGUCACCUAAACUUUCUGUUUUAAUUUGAAAAUACAUCAAAUGCUUCUAAAGUGAUUACAUGGGGUCUUUAAAUGGAUUGUAAUUGUAAAUUUGACUUGCACGUACCAAAAUCCUGUACAUAGUGCUUGUUCAAUGUCCUUAGAGAAAAGUGUGCUCAUUUGACUUCCAUGCUGCACACACACUAAUUUAUAUAUAUACACGUAUAUUUUACUCCCUUUAAAAAUAUCAAAUUGUUCAAUCUCUUGGGGAUAAUUCGUACUCUAGUUCACCCUAAACCAGCUGCCCAGUAAACUAAUGAAGGACAACCCCCAUAUCACUUCUGUUCGGUUGAAACCAAAAUCUAUUCUAUAUAUUUUGAUAAUGUAUACAUUAUGUUGUUUGUUCCUAAUCAAAAAAUUGUUCUCUUUGCACUAUCAUUAAGCAUUGUCCAGACACAGUGACUUUAGCCUUAAGUGAAAGUCAGUACAGACUAGAGGGCAGAACAUUAUAGUACAGAACUGUAAACUGCACAGAAACUCAAGAGAGAAAAACAAAGGCAACACUAACAAUAACAUUUCUUAUCAUUUUUGUAACUUUUUGAAUUACAGAAUAUAACAAAUCUAGCCAUUUGGGAGGAAAAGCACAAAUAAAUAUGAAUGUACCAAAGUGUGGAAGUUUGGUUGAUAUGGACCAAUGAAUGCAGCAGUUUACUUGAUAUUCUGUUAUAAGCAGAUUUGAAAACAAAUAAAAUAAAAUAUUUGAGACUUAAUUUAGACUUAAUGCCAUUUUUUUGAAGAAAAAAUAAAUAUUCAUACAGUAUAUAGUAAUUUAUUUACUGUGCGAUUCUGUAUAUUACCCCAUGACUUAUGACUGCUGGGAUAACAAACUAAGCUUAGAUUUUAAUGACAGAUGCACUGAUAUAUUUGCCCAUAAUCACUUUCGGCUGAUCAAUAACGUAACAUAACUUCAAUAACAUUCAGAAAGUUAAGAAACAUUAAUUUAACAUAAUAUAUGAAAUGCGAGUUAAUAUAACCAACAAACUAUCAGUAUCGGCAGAUAUCACUCUGAAUAAUUGCCAAUCGGUAUAGGUGGAGAAAUUUUGUAUCAGUGUAUAUCUAACUUUAAACUGAGCACCACCCCAGAAAUGACUUCUUUUGUCUGUAUACAUUGUUUUGUUAUGCAAUUUUCAGUGAUUCACUUAGGCUGAAAAUGAAAGAAUCAUCCCAGUCUCUCCAAAAGAAAAGCUGAGUCACAAAGCAUUUCUACUAUAAAAAGCAGUUUAAUUAUUUUGCAUAUAAAAAAAGAAUAAAAACAAAACGAACCAACAAAACUACAGAGACGGUUGAAGGUUGUGUGAAACUAGUCAUCAGUGAUGGUAAAAAAAGUACUAAAAAUUACAUUUGAUCGUAAACAAAGCAGACACGUAAUGUUAAAUCCAGAUGCUGGGAUGAAUACUGUUAACACGUAUCGCUUCUUGUGUUGUUGGAUCCAUGCAUUAGCCUAUGGCACGACAGUCUAUGGCAGGUUACCUCCAUUAGAAGCAGUGGAAGGUCAGCUGAAUCUCUCUACAGGUCAGGCAGAUGAGAAUGGAAAUCAUAGCAGCAAGGCAGUGAGUUAUUACUGGAUCCACGUGAACCUCACAGGAAUGCAUUUACAUUUAGCAUCAAAAGUCCAUAAGACAUGAAACUAUGAACUAAAAGUGACGUACGGCUUCCACUGAAGUGGUAUGGAACAGUUCUCUCGAAGCCACACCAGAGCGGAUGCAAAGCUUGGCGAUCGUGAUAGUUUCAGGCCUCCUGGAAGACAGCGAGUCAUAUGAGGCCUGCUCCGUGUCAAACGUUUCUCUCUCCUCGUACCGCUCGCCGACAUGUGAUUGCUUACCUACACACCAAGGCCACGGAUACACACCCUGGAAACAGUUCUGGAAUGUUCUCAAAUCAUCCAACUCGUUCAUUUAUCGCUUUUUGCGUCUUUUCAUCCAUUAAAAACAAAACAAAAGCUAAAACAAAGACAGGUAUAUACUGCUAUUCGUACAGGUGUCUGCUUGUAUUCCUGGGUAUAUUCGUCAAGACACUUUGUUAAUUAUAUAUGUAAAUAUAUAUCAAAUCAAUCUGAGCAAGGCGUAAGACAAUCAUUGAAAGCGUUGUUCUCUGAGAUAACAGUAUAGAAAUAAAAGCCAUUUUCUUGUAACUCGCAUAUGUACGCACACACUCGCUCGCUCUCUCACACACACACACACACACACACCGAGGCAUAUUAUUCCUCAGCCGUAUGACAUUACACACAGUCUGCAUCCCCCUCCCUUAUUAUUACAACAAACACUUGGCAAUUUCGCAUUCCCAAAAGAAACAUCAUUGUUCUCUACAGAAUUCAUACAAAAAUAAACUUGAAAUAAAACAAACCCAAAAAACGGAAAAUUUCCCAAAUUGUUGUUGGCAACCGGUUGAGCACAGAGGUAGAGGCUAAAUCGGGGGAGGCGUGAGAAAUUAGGUGAAAAGAAAGAAUAUAUACGUGUAGAAAAUGCUUUUCGUUGUUGACCGGAAGAAUAAAAUAUAAUACUGCAAUCACAUACAAAAGUUGUCCUUCACUUUUCUUUUCUUUUUUACAUUUUGUACAAUGCUCCUUCUCUCGUGUGGCUCUUCCUCUGACAUGUAAAGGCAUAAGGGUCUGCUGC